UAAAUUUGAAGCCAAGAUGCAAAACCUCAGCGGCACUUUGGAAGGGAGCUCAACCAAUACCCCUUUUCAGACAACUGAGAUCACAACGAAGAUCCCUAUUGUCUUCCGUGCUGGGACUGAGAGCUAUGUUACUGACCAGUUCAAGUGAAAGUUAAUCAAAAACCUUAAAAUGUGGAAGAAAGACGGGGCAAGUUUUGCAAAAUAACCUCUAGAUUUGAUCAAACUACUGGGAGCUCUGAUUAUUCCAUGAAAAUGGAAAGAUAGUAAAAACCCUGAAUGAAGUCUCUGUGGAGGAAAACUUCUUAUUUGCCUCGUUCAGUUCAUUUCUCAACAAGAAGCAGACCUUGAGAGAGAUGUAUCUCUCUUCCCAUAUUGAUAAGAAGGAAAUUAAGCCACGUAAAAGAAGACAAAAACAUAGAAGAGGUCAUAGUGUCGCUAGCAAAGCCAACCCAGAUCUUGGCAAUCAGAAUGUUGAAAAAGACAACCUUGAUGAGACUGAAAAGGAUAUCAAGGCACGCGACACAAGCUGCGAUUAUGACCCCAAGAUUAAGCAUAUCUUGCAGAAAUCCCAACACUCAAGUUUUCCAAGAACAGGCAAGAAUAAUAUCCGACUCCUCACAAAACUUAAAACUCGUGGGAAUGCUUUCAGUGCUAUUCCUUGUAAAGAAAUGAAAUUUCGAAAGAAAAAGAAAGGAAAUAAUACAAAGAAUCAAAUUCAAAGUGUCAAUAACACUUCUCGGAAUACAAUAAUCACCCAAGACAAUCAAGAUAGCCAUAAUAAGUCUGUAGGGAAGUCCACUUUUAGAGCACAUAAUAGUAAUUCAAAAGGCAGAAAUACUAAAAAGAAUGACAGUCUAUGCAUGAAUGACACGAUUGAAUUCAAAAAUACCAAUCGAAAUUUUGGAAAAUACCUCGAAGAUCUUGGCAUAAAGUCACCUCCAGAACAAAAUGGUCAAUCUAUUGAUCAAAGAAUCAAGAAUAUUAGAGAAAAGCAUUUUGCUGCAACCCAGGUAAAUUUAUCUAGCCAAGAAGAAGAGCCUGACUUAAUGGCUGAGCCUCAGGCCAAUGAUGAAGAACACGAUCAUUCAGACUUAAUUAUUGACUCUUCGAGUAAAUAUGAAGAGAAUAAGAACGAUGGUUCUGAGGAAAUUGAACAGCCAGAUGACAUAGAAUCGUCAAAAGAAAUUGAGUAUGACCCUAAAAUACAGAUACCAAAUGCUCCCUCUACUAUACUAAGUGAAGACCAAGCAGAUAGAUAUGAGAAAGUACUCAAAGAGAUGGUCGAAAUAGAAAAUCUGAUCAACAUGAACAAGGUCAUAUUCCACUACAACAUGCUUGAAAGCUGGUGAAAUUCUAUGAUUUCAUCCCUCCAAGCCAAGCAAGAGAAGUUUAGGAUUAAUAAAUACGAAACAGGAGGUUUCUCUCCUCAUGUCAAAGAUUAUUAUGAUAAGUUAAAUAUGGAUAAGUUUAAGACCAAAAUUAACCCAAAUAAACCAGAGAUCCUUGCAUUGUCUUUGAAAAAGCAGCUACGAUGGUUUUAUAACCGAAGGGAGAAAUAUUUCGGACCUGUUAAGACCAAGUCAAAGAACCUUUUCGAGCACGUUCUGACUCUUGGAAGACUAAAAUCGCCUAGUAAAAUCCUGAAGAUUUACAAAGAAAUGAAGGGGACAAUAACCAAAAUGAAAGAACCUAGAGUUAAUGUUAACUCUAAAUGCGUUGGAAUAAGAAGGAACAAAAUUAUGAUGAGAAAGAGAGAUUCUCCAGAAAUCACUGAGAACUACCAAAAUACAGACAUUACUCAUGAAUUUCAUACAAAUUUCUACAAAUACAUGAAGAGCAGAGAGCGUGAUAAUGAUUUGGAAAGUCUUCAAACUCCUGAGUGUCAGAUAAAGAUCAAAAACCAUUCUAGUUUGCAAAGUGAUAUUUCAAGCCAAGAGGACCCAAGAUCCCUCAAGGUACUUCACCAAGUGUACAAAGGACGAAGGUUAAAUCAUGAAGAGAAGGAAAAGACAGACAUAUCUGGAAAGCCCCAGAUACUUAAUGAAAAAGAGUUUAUAAGCAUUCAUCAGCAUUUUAAUCGUAUUGAAAGCUUGUGCUUUGAUGAUCUUGAGAAUAAAAACAUUGUUCCCAGCCCAAACUGAGUCCAGAAAGUCGUAUCUGAAAUUAUUGAAAAUUUGGAUAGAGAGAAAGAAACAUUUGCAAAGACAUGGAUGUGGCCACAACCCGGCAUUUCAAAAAUAGAGGAUCUGAUACAAUCAAUAAUAGAUAUUAACUCUGAAUAUAUUUCUAAGAGAUGUAACACAUUCUUAGAGAAGAUCAAAUCGUCUCAAAAAUUUUCAGGAAAGAUAACUCAAAUCCAGCUAAAAGAACUGAUUUCAAAAUGUCUGAAAUCUCUUAACUUAGAAUACGUAGAAGCUUCUGGAAUCCUGAUGGAAGUACGAAAGCAAGAGUUUUCUUCACUGUGUGAAGAAUUUAGAGAUUGUUUGUAUCAAAUCUUUAAUUUACCUCCAUUCCACUAUCCGAAGCAUGUGUUGCUUCCUAAUGACUCAUAUGCAGACAUCGACAUUCUCAAAGUUUACGAGCCAAUGGUGCAUAAGUGUCUAAAUGAUGGCCAAUAUCAUCACCAUGGCCUCAUAAUUGUUCUGUCAAGUAUGCUUUCAGAGCAAGAGCUUUAA
Messenger RNA from Moneuplotes crassus, 2675 nucleotides. The record is from the annotation of a GenBank genome assembly. Lineage: Eukaryota; Ciliophora; Spirotrichea; Euplotida; Euplotidae.